GCUACCUUGUCAGGUGAACUUUGUAGAAAACAAACUUCUUGUUUGUCUCAUUCACGGUUCGCCCCUGCCAAUAACACGAUCAUCAUGAUUAAAACUGUGGGAUGAACAUUAGUUUCCAAAGAAAUCACGAGGAUGCGAAUAUACCUAACCAACUUGGCUUUGAUGUUAUAUUUUCUACAAGCUAUUGAAGAUUCAGUUCAGCAUUCUGUUUAGUAAGGAAGAUGAAGGCCUUACCUAUGUUAGCGCCGCUCGGCUCUCAACUGUGUGUUCUGUGUUUGGUGAUUUGGGUGACUGUUUGUAUGAGCCUGCAACUUCGCGAUAAAGACAGCGGUUUCAUAUCCAAUAAGUUCGUUGCUCACCCGGGAAAACGACUUGCGGUGCCUACCAUCUCACAAGCAGAGGACAAUAAUCAAUCAAUUGUCCAAAAGAGCGUCCUGGUUGAUGACGUCAUGGAUUGUUCGUUUGAAUGUCUUACUGAAGGGUGGUGUCACUCCGUAAACGUCAGAUUGACAGCGACAAAGAGUGGAAGACACGUGUGUGAGCUUAUAUCUACUGAUAGAUAUAACCACUCUGAAUACUUAGUAGAGGACAAGGACCUCGUGCACUUUGGGAUAAAGUCUCCCUGUGAAGAAUCGCCUUGCAGUAAUGGGGAGUGCGUGACAGUGUACGAUGAGCCGUACUUCUACUGCGCAUGCUCGUCAGGAUACACUGGACUGACCUGUUCAGCAGAUAUCGACGAAUGCAGACUCGACAUCAGCAGGUGUGGUGUGAAUGCCUACUGCACCAACACCGUGGGCUCAUACUUUUGCACAUGCAAUUCAGGAUACUACUGGAUCGGAGGUAGAUGCGCAGUUAAUCAGGUCUGGCUGUCCCACGGAUUCUAUGGCCGGGUGGAGGUGUACCAUAAUGGUCAGUGGGGAACAGUUUGUGAUGACUAUUGGACCAUCAACGAUGGGCGUGUCGUGUGUAGAUCGCUUGGAUAUGGAUCCGUAGUCUCUGUUCAUCAGGCAGCUCAUUAUGGCCAAGGAAGCGGGCCAAUAUGGCUUGAUGAUGUCCAUUGCUCUGGCAAUGAGGCUACCCUGUUCUCAUGCCAAUUUACCCACACCCAUAAUUGUGGUCACAGCGAGGAUGCAUCAGUUGUGUGUUCUUAGACAUGACGGAAAAACAUGACGCUCCAAAUAAGCCCAUUUCACAUCGAAUAAGGUGGAGAAUUUCUCUGAGUACUUAGUAACUUAUGAUGAUUAAGGAAAAAUUA
This is a messenger RNA of Nematostella vectensis (starlet sea anemone), 1255 nucleotides long. RefSeq names its product lysyl oxidase homolog 3A. Gene Ontology annotation, cellular component: membrane. Gene Ontology annotation, molecular function: calcium ion binding. The coding region runs from base 222 to 1151 and encodes 309 amino acids. The record is from RefSeq and is a predicted model, not a curated record. The transcript has 6 exons. Lineage: Eukaryota; Metazoa; Cnidaria; Anthozoa; Actiniaria; Edwardsiidae.